This is a messenger RNA of Colletotrichum orchidophilum, 954 nucleotides long. RefSeq lists its product as uncharacterized. The record is from RefSeq and is a predicted model, not a curated record. Gene Ontology annotation, biological process: DNA-templated transcription; positive regulation of transcription by RNA polymerase II. Lineage: Eukaryota; Fungi; Ascomycota; Sordariomycetes; Glomerellales; Glomerellaceae. The transcript is spliced from 5 exons. The coding region runs from base 1 to 954 and encodes 317 amino acids. Gene Ontology annotation, molecular function: zinc ion binding; sequence-specific DNA binding; DNA-binding transcription factor activity, RNA polymerase II-specific.
AUGAUUUAUUACAACAAAGCGCUUGAGUACUUUGAAGGUGCUCUUGGUUAUGGAUACAUGCUUGGACCCAACACAUGGACGUUGGUGGGUCUCGGCGCACGUAUGGCUAUUGGACUGGGCAUGCAUACCUCGGCAGCCUACGAGGGCUUACCGGCCGACGUGUCUGAAAAGCGGAAGAGACUUUUCUUUUCCGUUUAUAUGAUGGACCGCGUAGUCUCCAUAGCUUUAGGUCGCCCCUUUGCCAUCAAUGAAGAUGACAUUGAUGUGACGUCCUUCGCAGCGACGGAUGAUGGCAACAUUACUGCGGAACACAACCUUCCCGGGGACUCAUUAAAGACUUCAAUGAUGGCCGUUCCCCUCCAUAUCCUCGAACUGCGUCGAAUCGCCAGCAACAUCACGACUUCAGUCUAUUCGUACCGUAAAUCUGCUGGUCUAAGUGUCGAACAGCGUGAGGAGAUAACAGAUUCGCUGCACCAGAGACUUCUUGACUGGCGACGCAACAUGCCUUUUCCCCUUCCGAAUACCGACGCUGCAGUGCCACACCUCAGCAGCACCUGGUACGAUUUCAACUAUUAUCUACACCUUGCUAUGUUAUACAGACCAUCUCCAUUGUUCCCGACUCUGACACAAGCUCGUGUCAAGAUACUGGCAGAAGCGGCAUCCAUGUCGAUUCGGCAAGUAUUCAACAUGCACCGACAAGAGUGUCUCGCCUACAACUGGCUGAACCUCCUUUCGAUAUUUACUGCGACGCUAUCUCUCAUUUACGCCACGACUGUCCAGCCUGAUAACCUUCCCUCCUUUUUGAAGGACAAGAGAGCAGUGGCCGACCUUGAAUUGACCAUUCAGCUAUUCCACAAAUUGAGCGUCAAGUUCCCUGUGGCUGGCAAGAUACGUCGGAUGGUUGAACAGAUAUCUACAAGGUACAAGGAAAUAAUUGUAGAUGACGAGACAUGA